GGCACAGCAGAAGAAUCUCGAGGGAUACGUCGGCUUCGCCAGCCUCCCCAACCAAGUCUACCGGAAGUCUGUGAAACGGGGUUUUGAGUUCACACUAAUGGUUGUGGGUGAAUCAGGCUUGGGCAAGUCCACGAUGAUUAACUCUCUCUUCCUCACCGAACUGUACUCCUCAGAACACCCGGGUCCGUCACACCGAGUCAAGAAAACCGUGCAGGUCGAGCAGUCUAAAGUGUUGAUGAAGGAGGGUGGUGUUCAGCUGCUGCUCACGAUGGUGGACACUCCGGGGUUUGGAGAUGCUGUAGAUAACAGUAACUGCUGGCAGCCGGUCAUCGAUCACAUCGACAGCAAGUUUGAGGAUUACCUGAACGCAGAGUCGCGUGUUAACAGGAGGCAGAUGCCCGACAACAGAGUUCACUGCUGCCUGUACUUCAUCGCUCCCUCAGGACACGGACUGAAGCCGCUGGACAUCGAGUUCAUGAAACGGUUGCAUGAGAAGGUGAACAUCAUCCCUCUGAUCGCCAAGGCAGAUACGCUCACUCCUGAAGAGUGCCAACAGUUUAAGAAACAGAUCAUGAGAGAAAUCCAGGAGCACAAAAUCAAAAUCUACGAGUUUCCGGAGACCGACGACGAAGAGGAGAACAAGCUUGUGAAAAAGAUCAAAGAUCGACUUCCUCUGGCUGUAGUUGGCAGCAACACCAUCAUCGAAGUGAACGGGAAGAAGGUUAGAGGGAGACAGUACCCAUGGGGCGUGGCAGAAGUUGAGAAUGGAGACCACUGUGAUUUCACCAUUCUGCGGAACAUGCUCAUCAGGACUCACAUGCAGGACCUGAAGGACGUCACCAACAACGUCCACUACGAGAACUACAGGAGCAGGAAGCUGGCGGCCGUCACCUGCAACGGGAUGGACAACAACAAGACCAAAGGACAGCUCACCAAAGCUGACUCGGUUGAAGGCAUGAGCCCUCUGGCACAGAUGGAGGAGGAAAGGCGAGAGCACGUGGCUAAGAUGAAGAAGAUGGAGAUGGAGAUGGAGCAGGUGUUUGAGAUGAAAGUCAAGGAGAAAGUCCAGAAGCUGAAAGACUCUGAGGCAGAGCUGCAGCGGCGUCACGAGCAGAUGAAGAAGAACCUGGAGGCUCAGCACAAGGAGCUAGAAGAAAGGAAACGUCAGUUCGAGGAGGAGAGAGUGAACUGGGAGACCCAGCAGCGCCUCCUCGAGCAGCAGAAACUCGACGCUUCCAGGACUCUGGAAAAGAAAGCGAAAAAAGGGAAGAUAUUUUAAAAACCGCUUGCAAGACAACCGUGUUGUUCAUCGCCGCUUCCCCUGAGCUCCUGAUAUCCGCCAUAAACGCCACAUUCGGCUCACAGCUGGACGCAUACACACAGCUGGGUGUGGACUAAAGCCAAACCCUUAUAAAUGUGCAUACACACACACACACACACACACGCCAAAAUCUGUACUCUUAUAGUGUUUUCCCACCUGGCCUCCGAUGUCAAUGAUGGUUUUCUGUGAUCGUUGUUGCCAUGGUGUCAAAAACAAAAAAAAAAUGUAAGGGUUUUUAUAUAUAUAUAUAUAUAUAAAACCAUAAGGAGUAAGACGGAGUGGAAACGCAAACUAGGCCACUCCGGGGCUGUUAAUUAAAAGUGUCUUUAUCCUCAGACCACUUCAUUAUAGCUUCAUUAAUAUUAAUAUUUCAGCUAGUUUAUUUUUAUAUAUAUAUAUAUAUAUGUAUGUAUGUGUAUCCGGAGCCAGUUAAAGUCCUAAACGUUUUUUUUCCUAUGUUUGAUUACUCAGACGGUUUUGUAAAAGAUUUGACAUCAUGUUCAGGCGAUCGCUGUGAUGAAACAACAGCAAAUCCGGUGUAAUGCAUUCUAUGGAAAAAAAGUAACGCGUAUUUUUUCCCCCUUUGGUUAUAUGUAUUCCUUUUCUGUAUUUUUUUUUUUAUUUUGUUAUUGUACAGUCACUUAAUAAACGUGUGAUAUGGAGUGAGGUAAUGUUACAUACUGACAUUUCCACAGUCGAAGCAGUAUUCCAUUGUUUUUCAUUUUUAUAAUACUGUCUAAUUGAUUUUACGGUGGAACUCAAAAUAUUCUUCAGUAAAACCCAUCUGGACAACAAA
Molecule: messenger RNA, 2117 nt
Organism: Pangasianodon hypophthalmus (striped catfish)
Lineage: Eukaryota; Metazoa; Chordata; Actinopteri; Siluriformes; Pangasiidae
Gene: septin7b
Product: septin 7b
Exons: 14
Coding region: 98-1279 (393 amino acids)
Biological process (GO): cilium assembly; cytoskeleton-dependent cytokinesis
Cellular component (GO): septin ring; microtubule cytoskeleton; septin complex
Molecular function (GO): GTPase activity; molecular adaptor activity; GTP binding
Source: RefSeq, a predicted model, not a curated record